Messenger RNA from Aethalodelphis obliquidens (Pacific white-sided dolphin), 1872 nucleotides. It is a transcript of the gene NAPA, whose product is annotated as NSF attachment protein alpha. Gene Ontology annotation, biological process: SNARE complex disassembly; intracellular protein transport; regulation of synaptic vesicle priming. Gene Ontology annotation, molecular function: soluble NSF attachment protein activity; syntaxin binding. The transcript has 13 exons. Bases 121 to 1209 code for a protein of 362 amino acids. Gene Ontology annotation, cellular component: synaptobrevin 2-SNAP-25-syntaxin-1a complex; vacuolar membrane; terminal bouton. The record is from RefSeq and is a predicted model, not a curated record. NCBI's taxonomy places the organism in Eukaryota, Metazoa, Chordata, Mammalia, Artiodactyla, Delphinidae.
CGCCGGUGCGACGUCAACGCAGACCACUAAGCUGUCCAGACCUGGGUACCGCCGCCCGGCCGCAGCUGAGUCCUCCGAGGGCCCGGGUCGGGCCGUUUGUUGAGUACCUUUGCGGCCGCCAUGGACAACUCCGGGAAGGAAGCGGAGGCGAUGGCGCUGCUGGCCGAGGCGGAGCGCAAAGUGAAGAACUCACAGUCCUUCUUCUCGGGCCUCUUUGGACAGCAGCCUGCAGAUCAAAUGUUGACACAGUUCCUGCUUGAACCGCUCUUGGGCACCAGCAACCCCUGGGAGCCCUGGAGGCUGGCUUUCCUGAGGCAGAGAUUGCGGCCAAGGUCCUCUGGAGGCUCAUCCAAAAUAGAGGAAGCAUGUGAGAUCUACGCCAGAGCAGCAAACAUGUUCAAGAUGGCCAAAAACUGGAGCGCUGCCGGAAACGCCUUCUGCCAGGCAGCCCAGCUGCACCUGCAGCUCCAGAGCAAGCACGAUGCGGCCACCUGCUUUGUGGACGCCGGCAACGCGUUCAAGAAAGCCGACCCCCAAGAGGCCAUUAACUGCUUGAUGAGAGCAAUUGAGAUAUACACAGACAUGGUCCUGCCUCUGGCCCCCCACAGGCCGUCGUUGUCCUCACUCGUAGACGUCACUGCUGUUGGGGUCCUCGCGUAUCCGGGCCGGUUCACCAUCGCGGCCAAGCACCACAUCUCCAUCGCUGAGAUCUACGAGACGGAGCUGGUGGACAUCGAGAAGGCCAUCGCCCACUAUGAGCAGUCUGCAGACUACUACAAAGGCGAGGAGUCCAACAGCUCUGCCAACAAGUGUCUGCUGAAGGUGGCUGGUUACGCGGCGCAGCUGGAGCAGUAUCAGAAGGCCAUUGACAUCUACGAACAGGUGGGGACCAAUGCCAUGGACAGCCCACUGCUCAAGUACAGCGCCAAGGACUACUUCUUCAAGGCGGCUCUCUGCCACUUCUGCAUCGACAUGCUCAACGCCAAGCUCGCUGUCCAGAAGUAUGAGGAGCUAUUCCCUGCGUUCUCCGACUCCCGGGAGUGCAAGCUGAUGAAAAAAUUGUUAGACGCCCACGAGGAACAGAACGUGGACAGCUACACCGAGGCGGUGAAGGAGUACGACGCCAUCUCCCGGCUGGACCAGUGGCUCACCACCAUGCUGCUGCGCAUCAAGAAGACGAUCCAGGGCGACGAGGAGGACCUGCGCUAGGCCCGCCUGGCCCCCUGGCACCCAUCUCCCUGCCCCGUCCGCUCUCCCCCAGCCUGGCCCUCCAGUGAGGAUCACGAAGAGCCCAGAGAGGUGGGGCCCGAGACGUUGGCUGCGAGACCUUCCCUCCUCCCCGCCAAGGAGUCUCGCAAGCCACGGUGCAGGCUCCGCACUGCUUCGGGGGCCCCUGAGGCUAGGCCCGCUGGCCAGACGGUCAUACUCUGUUCCCGCCGCAUCCCUUGCCCCCUGCCCCUUUAUUUAAGCCCCCGGAGGUACCCUUCUCCCCCCCGACACGCAGAGUCAUUGAUGCAGACCUAUUUGCUGUGGGUGCUGCCAGGGGUCAGGGUCAGCAUCUGGCCCCCCAUCUCCCAACCAGCUGAGUCGUGAGGUUGGUGUCUGUCUCUCUACCUUUGUCCCCCAGCCGAGCUCUGAGCCCACGUAGCCGCCGUGAUUUGCUGUCACUGCUGGGGGUGGGUUCCUCCCCCAGCCAGCACGGGAGCCUCCCAGCCUCCUGCAGCCCUCACCUCUCAGAGUAGUCCCAGGCCCUGGAGCUCCGAGGGUCAUCCCCAUGCCCACCCCUCCAUCUCCACCCUGCGCUUCGAGGUGUUGUUGGUGGGAAGCUGCAGCUGCCUGAGGAAGGAAAUAAAAGACAACACUUGUGCAUGA